CCUCCUCCCCCAUCCCCGCCUCCCGGUUCCCCAGUCGCGCCGGGCGCUGGACGGGAGCGGAGCGUAGAGGAGCUGUGCUGUCAGCUCGCCCCGUCCCGAGCCGACCCUAGCGGGCAGCGCCGGCGGGGGAGCCGCAGCCUCAUGUGCUGAGGGAAGGCGGGAUGGGGCCGCGGGGAGCCGGCGGCUGGUCUGGCACCGCCGGAGCGCCGGCUCCCGGUUGGACGUGCCUCCUGCCGCUGCUGCUGUGCGCCGUGCUCCGGAGUCUGCUGGCCAGCCCCGGCAGCGAGGUGAAUUUACUGGACUCACGGACGGUAAUGGGGGAUCUAGGAUGGAUAGCCUAUCCAAAAAAUGGGUGGGAAGAAAUUGGUGAGGUGGAUGAAAACUACGCUCCGAUACACACAUACCAAGUAUGCAAGGUAAUGGAACAGAACCAGAACAACUGGCUUCUGACCAGCUGGAUCUCUAAUGAAGGGGCAUCCCGCAUCUUCAUAGAGCUCAAAUUCACCCUGAGGGACUGUAACAGCCUUCCAGGAGGACUUGGGACUUGCAAAGAGACUUUUAACAUGUAUUACUUUGAAUCAGAUGAUGAAGAUGGGAGGAACAUCAAAGAAAACCAGUACAUCAAGAUUGACACCAUUGCUGCUGAUGAGAGCUUUACAGAGUUAGAUCUUGGUGACAGAGUUAUGAAGCUAAACACGGAGGUGAGAGAUGUUGGUCCCUUAACAAAAAAGGGAUUUUACCUUGCUUUCCAGGAUGUGGGUGCCUGCAUUGCCCUGGUCUCUGUGCGUGUGUACUACAAGAAAUGCCCAUCGGUGAUCCGCAACCUGGCCCGCUUUCCUGACACCAUCACAGGAGCAGAUUCCUCACAGCUGCUGGAGGUGUCAGGCGUCUGCGUCAACCAUUCGGUGACUGAUGAAGCACCAAAGAUGCACUGCAGUGCUGAGGGGGAAUGGCUGGUGCCCAUCGGCAAGUGCUUGUGCAAGGCAGGGUAUGAGGAGAAGAACAAUACCUGCCAAGUAUGCAGACCUGGGUUCUUCAAAGCUUCACCCCACAGUCCAUCCUGCAGCAAAUGUCCCCCUCACAGCUACACGCUUGAUGAAGCAUCCACAUCUUGCCUGUGUGAAGAACACUAUUUUAGGAAGGAAUCAGACCCACCUACAAUGGCCUGUACAAGACCCCCCUCUGCUCCUCGGAGUGCCAUCUCAAAUGUUAACGAGACUAGUGUCUUUCUGGAAUGGAUUCCCCCUGCUGAUACUGGUGGAAGGAAAGAUGUGUCUUAUUAUAUUGCAUGCAAGAAGUGCAACUCACACUCAGGUCUGUGUGAGGCGUGUGGCAGUCAUGUCAGGUACCUCCCCCAGCAAACCGGCCUGAAAAACACCUCUGUCAUGAUGGUGGAUCUGCUUGCCCAUACAAACUAUACCUUUGAAAUUGAGGCAGUGAAUGGAGUAUCCGACCAGAACCCUGGAGCCCGGCAGUUUGUGUCUGUAAAUGUAACCACAAACCAGGCAGCACCUUCUCCAGUCAGUAGUGUGAAAAAAGGGAAGAUAACUAAAAACAGCAUCUCCCUUUCCUGGCAGGAGCCAGAUCGACCCAACGGCAUCAUCCUGGAAUACGAAAUCAAAUAUUUUGAAAAGGAUGAAGAGACAAGUUACACCAUCAUCAAAUCCAAAUUGACAACGAUUACAGCAGAUGGCUUGAAACCAGGCUCAGUGUACGUCUUCCAGAUCCGAGCCCGGACAGCUGCUGGCUAUGGUGGCUUCAGCCGAAGAUUUGAGUUUGAAACCAGCCCAGUGUCAGUAGCUGCAUCCAGCGACCAGAGCCAGAUUCCUAUAAUUGUUGUGUCUGUAACAGUGGGAGUCAUUCUGCUGGCUGUUGUUAUCGGUUUUCUUCUCAGUGGAAGUUGCUGCGAUCAUGGCUGUGGGUGGGCUUCUUCUCUGCGUGCUGUUGCCUAUCCAAACCUAACAUGGAGAUGUGGUUAUAGCAAGGCUAAACAAGAUCCAGAAGAAGAAAAGAUGCAUUUUCAUAAUGGCCACAUUAAGCUGCCUGGAGUAAGGACCUACAUUGACCCCCACACCUAUGAGGACCCUAACCAAGCUGUCCAUGAGUUUGCUAAGGAGAUUGAAGCUUCAUGCAUAACCAUUGAAAGAGUUAUCGGAGCUGGUGAAUUUGGGGAAGUCUGCAGUGGGCGGCUGAAGCUGCAGGGAAAGCGCGAGUUUCCAGUGGCUAUCAAAACUCUGAAGGUGGGCUACACAGAGAAACAGAGGCGAGAUUUCCUGGGAGAAGCAAGCAUCAUGGGGCAGUUCGACCACCCCAACAUCAUCCACCUGGAAGGUGUUGUAACAAAAAGCAAACCAGUAAUGAUAGUAACUGAAUACAUGGAGAAUGGUUCUCUGGAUACAUUUUUAAAGAAGAACGAUGGGCAGUUCACGGUCAUUCAGCUGGUCGGGAUGCUGCGAGGCAUUGCAUCAGGAAUGAAGUACCUGUCUGACAUGGGUUACGUACACAGAGAUCUGGCUGCCAGGAAUAUUCUAAUCAACAGCAACUUAGUCUGCAAGGUGUCAGACUUUGGCCUCUCCAGAGUCCUAGAAGAUGAUCCCGAAGCAGCAUACACUACCAGGGGAGGGAAGAUCCCCAUCCGAUGGACAGCACCCGAAGCGAUUGCCUUCCGCAAAUUCACAUCAGCCAGUGACGUCUGGAGCUACGGCAUCGUGAUGUGGGAGGUGAUGUCCUACGGCGAGAGGCCUUACUGGGAAAUGACAAACCAAGAUGUGAUUAAAGCCGUGGAGGAAGGCUAUCGCCUGCCAAGUCCCAUGGACUGCCCUGCUGCUCUCUACCAGCUAAUGCUCGACUGCUGGCAGAAAGACCGCAACAGCAGGCCCAAGUUUGAUGAAAUCGUCAGCAUGUUGGACAAGCUCAUCCGUAACCCAAGCAGCUUGAAGACAUUGGUUAAUGCAUCGAGCAGAGUAUCAAAUCUGUUGGUAGAGCACAGUCCAGUUGGGAGCGGCGCCUACAGGUCAGUGGGUGAGUGGCUGGAAGCCAUCAAAAUGGGCCGGUACACAGAGAUCUUCAUGGAGAAUGGAUACAGUUCGAUGGAUGCUGUGGCUCAGGUGACCCUAGAGGAUUUGAGGCGGCUGGGAGUGACACUUGUUGGUCACCAGAAGAAGAUAAUGAACAGCCUUCAAGAGAUGAAGGUCCAGUUGGUGAAUGGAAUGGUGCCGUUGUAACUUGGUUUUAAAGUUGCUUCCUCAAGUGGGUUGGUCCUGCACUUUGUACACUAGCCCUGAGAUUUAUUUUGACUAAAAAAAAAAAAAAAGAUAAAAAGGGAAAUUCAGUGGUUUCUGUAACUGAAGGAUAUUGGCCUCUGCUGCAGCGCUUCUAAAGCAGUGUUUUGACUGAAGUUUUCCUUUUUUUCCUAUUUGUGUCCUCAUUUUCAUGAAGUAAAUGUAAGAUGCAUGGAACAUGGAAACGAAUUUGCUGUACAUGAGGUUAACCCAUCUCUUAAGCUUCAGCAAUGACUACAGCAAGCCUUCCCACCACACAUUGUCUGUACAUGGGAGAUAGAGAGAUAUAUAUAGCACCUUUAUAUACUUAAUUACAGCAGCACAUGGUAAUACUUCCAAGGACUGACUUGAGCAGAGGAGUUUCGUAGCCAUUUGUGGGCUCCCAAAAGCUGAGGUUUGCUGAAAUUUCACUUCAAGUCUUACUUGUCUACAGAAGUGUAUUGAAGAGCAAUAUGAUUAGAUUAUUUCUCGAUAUUUUGUUUGUAAAUUGAAAGAAAUGAAAAAAAAAAUGCUGUUACACAGCAUUAAGUUAUGGAUACUAGUGUAUAAACAUGUUGCUUGCUCCAUGGUAAAUACAAUACAGGGUGUAUAUUUUUUUCCCUCCCUCUGUGUUAUCAAGCUCUUUUUGUUUGCUCUUCUGGGAGGAUAAUACAUGAUGAAGAUGUAUAUACUGUACAGUUUGCUACGCAUCAGGUACAAAAUUUGGGCUCUUUCUUUGGUUUGUGCUUUUCUUCCCUCUUGCUUUGCUUUGGCUCCCUUUUGUGUUAACACUAUGCCUUGUAUUUUUGCUGCUGUUUGGUUUGAGCAACAUAUAAAGCCUUCAGGAGUUUUGACUGCAUACAUGAGGUAGAAGGAGUCUGCAUAAAUAAAAGAUGUCCUCCCCUCUUUCUUUCCACCAUGGACUGGGAAUGUCCAGAAGAAGAAAAGUAAAACAUCUGCUUCUCAGUGGCCUCCAGCAACAGCAUGGGAUUGGUUUUUGUGUGUAUGAGUCCUACCCAAGAUCCUGUGGGACUGCCUCCACACCAGCAUUUCAAACUGGCAGCCAUCACCACAUGCAGCCCUCACACUUGUCACUGGAGCCCAGAAGAGAAGCCAUGACGUGGUUUGAGCUGGAAGGAAAGGAUUUUGCUAUGCCUCUUCUCAUGAAGGGGAUUAAGUCCUGGGGUGGAGUGUGGAGGUGAGACUGCGGUCAUCCAGCAUGGAGAUUUUGCAGUAUUUCACCCAAAGCAGUGGUGGGGUGGUUGUAGUGGGGUUAUUUUGGGAACUGUGCUGUCUUAAGUUGUAUCGGGGCAUUUUGAUUUUGGGUAUGGACCUGUCCACUUUGGGACAGAGCACAGAGAGGAGGGAAGAACAGAACAGCACAACAUUAUGACAGCAGUGGCAUCCCAUGGGUGAGAAGGUACCAUCUGUCUAGGGCUGGUAUAGCUCAGAUCAGCACUUUCUUGUAGUUGGGGUUCAAUGUGUCCACUAAAGCUCAUGGCUGCUGUUUUCAGAUUGAGCUGUUUUCAACCUCAUCACCUGGGAAUCCCACCAAGAAACAGUUUGGGGCUGUCCUUCUCCUUUUGUUGCACAUAGGAUUAAUCAGCACAGUUAAUUUGCAAUUCAUAGGUUGGUGGGUUUUUUUUUGGUGAAGGCUUUGGUAAAGAUAAGGAUUUAAAAGUGGAUCAGUGGAUGGCAAGUGUUUGCUGUUUCUGUAAAUAUACUGCUUCCUUAGAGCUUGGGUAGCAUCUUGUAGCAUACUUCCUUGGUGAUAACAUUGACAUACUGACUUGCCGCAGCUCCCUUCAUCCCCAGUGCUGCCAAGCCUGAAGAGCUCAUCCAGUGCUGAAAGGAGGCCUGUGUCCCUUCAUGUCUUGCAGGAGCAGGUGUUGAAUGCCACCUUCAGCUGUUUCAGAGGUCUUUCUCCCAGUUCCCCCAAGUCUUCAGAUGCGAUUUGAUACAAAGCACACUUUCUAAAGAAAAGAGAAAGGUCUAGGAGGAGAGGGUUAGGUGGGCUUUUUUUUUUAGCACCAGGGCUUUACUCGCUUUCAGCAGGGCUUCUUCAGGCAGUAUUUGCCUGUUCUGAAUGGCCUCCUCCUCCUUUUCCGUGAGCUGCUGCUGAAGUACUCAAGAAUCUGGAGAAAUAGGAGGGAAAGGAGCUGCAGCAAGGUCUGACAAAUCUUGAUACUGUGAUUUCUCAUCCUGUUGUUUCAUUUUGGCAGCCACUGGACCACAAAAGAGGAGGGGGAAUCAAGACAUAACAAUUUCGGCACAGAAAGAGAUUUGUCAUAUAAUAGGUUAUUAGAGCUGUCAGCAGAACAGUCUUGGGAUUUGUGCCUCCCUGCCUGCAGCGCUUGGGAAAAUAAUCCAUAGGAAGGCAGAAACAACUUAUUUCAUCAGGAGGAAUCGUUCUCUGCUUGUUCCUUACCUACUGGCUCUGUCGGACUUGGGUUUGGUCUUUUCUCAUUACCUUUUAACAGCAAAAUUCCCUUUUCACCAUUCGUGGAGUUUUAAAGGCAUAUGUGAUAUGGCUGGGGUGUACAUCAGAUGCUGGAGUAACAUUCAAGAUUAUGAAUUGGUGGAAAACAAACUGUCCUUAAGCCAGACUGCAUUUGUAAAUAGGACACCUCAGUUCCUUAAAUAAACAAAUAAUCUUUUCUAUUUAUUUCAAGAGCUGUUCUUGCUACGGAUCCAUUAUAAUAGGCUUUGUCUUGGAGCUAAAAGUACAAUAAAAUGGUAAUUUAAUGAGUAGGAUCCAAAAGUUACAGCUUGUAUGUCCACAAGCAAAUACCAGAGACAAUGGAGACUUUUGGUUCCCGUCCAAGAACUGGAAGUAGUUGGUGUUUUGGCAUGAUUGUAUAUAUAAUGGAGUGCAGCAGAAUGAGAUGACAGUAAUAUUUUACUUGUUAUGCUCUUUGUAAAGACUUUAGGUGUGUUGCCUGCCUGCAGUGGGUCCAAGUUCUUUUCUUUUCCAUCUUGCUUGGCUGGUCCAGUGGGUGCUUUUUUCCCAGUAUAUUUUGCUGCUAAUUGUAAGGAAGGUAUUUCAAAGGAUCUGGGACGUGAAAAGGCUCUUUUCAAUGUAGUUUACCCUUUUGGGAAAAGGAAGUGUCCCCAAGCAUGGCUUGUGUAGACUAACUCCCUUUCACUGUGUAGCUACCAUUUGGAAAAAUAACCUGAGCAUAAAAAAUAAGACUGUUUUAAAUGAAAAAAAGAAAAACUUUAAAAUUUU
Molecule: messenger RNA, 6489 nt
Organism: Pezoporus flaviventris
Lineage: Eukaryota; Metazoa; Chordata; Aves; Psittaciformes; Psittacidae
Gene: EPHA5
Product: EPH receptor A5
Exons: 18
Coding region: 162-3224 (1020 amino acids)
Biological process (GO): axon guidance; protein phosphorylation; cell surface receptor protein tyrosine kinase signaling pathway
Cellular component (GO): neuron projection; plasma membrane
Molecular function (GO): transmembrane-ephrin receptor activity; protein binding; ATP binding
Source: RefSeq, a predicted model, not a curated record